GUAAUCAGGUCUGCGAUUUUGUUUCUUUCUCGCAACUAACACAUGCAUGCGUUUUCGCAAUACUAUGUACAUGAACCUGUGUACGGGGAUAAGCAGAGAAAAGAUCUCAGAUGUUCCCACUCCACUACUUCUAGUGGUCUAAACGCUCUUUGACAAACGCAACGAUAUAUUGCUUGCUGGCCAAGUUUUCUAUACCUGCUUUUUUUGCUAUCCUCAGUUUGUUUGUUUUUAAGUAUUAUAUGUGUCUUGUGUUUGCUGCAGGGCGCCAAAGGUUUGCACUUUAGUGCUCUUCAUUUCAAAUUAAUGGCAAGCAUUUUUGUUUCAUAUCAUACUGUUUUUCCCUUACCACAGUUUGCCACGUCACAAGAUUUCACGCAAAAUUAAAGGAUUCUCCUUUGUUGAGUUUGCCACUGUUCAAGAAGCCAAUGCUGCUGUCGAGUAUUUCAAGGCAGGAGCCAAGCCACAAACAAUAUCGGCUUCGCAGAAACCAAACAAAUGUAGUGCAGAUGGGAAAGAUAGUGGCAAAAGCAAGAAACAGAGUGAGAGAGAGGAAGGAAAAAGAGGUGAAGAGAAGAGUGGAGGGGAUGGAGCGGGAGAGAAAGGAAGAGAAGUGGAGGGAGAGGGAGAGAAGGGGAGAGAAGAUGAUGGAAAGAUGGAGAUGGAAGGUGAAGUGGUUGAGGAUAGACAAGGAGUUAAAGACGUCGAAAAAAACGAGGAAACGGAGAAAGCAAAGGAGAAGGAAAAGGAGGAAGAAGAAGAGUCUGGGAACAGGAAGAGAAAGAGAGGAACAGGGACACCUGAGAUUGGUGAAGAAUCAGCUCCAGACACCAAGAAGUCCAGGAGUGGUAAGGAUGCGGGAGGAGCCACAGAUCCACAAGAAGAAGAUAAACAAACACUACCAGAGAAAGAACAUGUGAGGGAGAAAACUGAGGAGGUGAGGGGCAUUGGGGAAGGGACAGAAGCCACCAGCCUGUCAACCGCUCCCCUCACAAAAGAAGAAGAUGGAGCAUGUCCAGAGGUGUCAGCCCAGUCCAGGAAGAGGAAGAGACAGGAUGAGGGGAGAGGGGAGGAAAGGGGAGAGGGAGAUGAAGAGGGAAGGAAUAAACCUGGCAGCAAAAGUACCAGAAUCGAUCCUGAGAGUCCCAGCAACAUUGGCAACCGCAGCAAUGGUGAUAACUACAAAACUUGUCUCAGGAGAGAGUGGCUGGAGAUGAGGAAGAUAUUCCGAGACCUGCAGAAGGAGAAGAUCCGAGAGAUGAAGGAGCAGCUGGAGGAGGGAGAGGGAGAGGGGAAGAAGAGGGGCAAGGAGUAUGUGGGGAAGUGUCUGGUUAUGGUGGAGGGGGUGGGAGUGGGGGAGGGAGAGGACCUGGUCUCUAUCAAAAAAGUAGAGGAAAUAUGUUCGAAGUAUGGGGCAGUGGCCUACACUGACAUAAAAGAAGGGGAAUCAGAGGGGUACAUCCGCUUUGCCAAGUCAGGAUGUGCGGAGAAUCUGGUGAAUGAUGUGUCUCUGGCCCAUGUCAAGUUUUCUGCUGUCUCUGACGCGGAUGAGAGGGCCUACUAUCUUAAGACAAUGGCAGCCAGGAAGCAGAAACAGAGGUGGAAAAAGAAACGGAACAUCCGGGGCCAGGACAAGAUAAUCACAGCCGUGCCCUGCAGCAGCCCAGGGAGUCUACACCAAAGCUGACCGCAACAAGGUGUUCCUCCCCUGCUCCAGCCCCCACACACAUCAGAUUCUCUGACAGUAACAAUGAGUAAUGAAAAUAUGCAAACCACCAUCAGAGUAUCGCCUUCUCUGGUCAUGUCAUCUAAUUAAUUUAUUUAUGUGUCAUGUGUAAAACAAUUUGGG
Messenger RNA from Geodia barretti, 1846 nucleotides. The record is from the annotation of a GenBank genome assembly. Lineage: Eukaryota; Metazoa; Porifera; Demospongiae; Tetractinellida; Geodiidae.